CUAAAACAUGGAAGUCACUUAGGCUGUUGUAAAGCACAAGUGACCUCAUAACAGUGGAUUUUACAAUCUAAAGCAAUGCCUGAGAUUAGAAGAAAGGUCAUGGAUAAGUAAAGACUCAAAUUCUGGAAGAUACAAGCAGAGCCUGUCUCACCAGACAGCAAAGAAUCACCAGGUUGUGAAACUGCAUCAUUCCAGGCACUCCAGAAAGAGCAGUUCCGUACCUCAGUCCAUUGAAGAGAUAAGCUGUGGGUUUAACUUUCCUGGCUUCUUUGCACAAGGCCUUUUUGCUCUCUACACCAGGCCAAUCAUUGCUGUCGCUUGCUGGGUUCACAGCUGAGUAAGACUGGUGAUUAUUCUUCACCUCCAGAAACUUCCACAGAACUUUCUACAACUAUGAAAGCUAAAUAAGAAUUCCCAGUGGAAAUGAUAGCCAGAAACAACUCCACAGUAACUGAGUUCAUUCUUGCCGGAUUAACAGAUGCACCAGAACUGCAGCUGUCCCUUUUCUUGCUCUUCCUCGGGAUCUAUGCAGUAACGAUGGUGGGGAACCUGGGUAUGAUCACGCUCAUCCUGCUGAGUUCCCACCUGCACACCCCUAUGUACUUCUUCCUCAGCAGUCUGUCCUUCAUUGACCUCUGCCAUUCCACUGUCAUUACCCCCAAAAUGCUGGUGAACUUUGUGACAGAGAAGAAUAUCAUCUCCUAUCCUGAAUGUAUGGCUCAACUCUAUUUUUUUCUGGUUUUUGUUAUAUCAGAGUGUCACAUGUUGGCAGCAAUGUCAUAUGACCGUUAUGUGGCCAUCUGUAACCCAUUGCUUUACAAUGCUGUGAUGUCAUAUCAAGUUUGUUCCUGGAUGAUAUUUGGGGUGUAUAGCAUGGGUUUGAUUGGUGCCACAGCUCACACAGUCUGCAUGCUAAGAGUGCAUUUCUGUAAGGCUGAUGUAAUAAACCAUUACUUCUGUGAUCUUUUUCCAUUACUGGAGCUGUCUUGCUCCAGCACUUUUAUCAAUGAAGUAGUAGUAUUGUGUUUUAGUGCUUUUAAUAUCCUUUUCCCUACACUGAGUAUCCUGAGCUCUUACAUUUUCAUCAUUGCCAGCAUCCUCCGGAUUAAAUCUACUGAAGGCAGGUCCAAAGCCUUCAGCACUUGCAGCUCACACAUAGCAGCUGUUGCUGUCUUCUUUGGGUCUGCUGCAUUUAUGUACCUGCAGCCAUCAUCAGUCAGCUCCAUGGACCAAGGGAAAGUGUCCUCUGUGUUUUAUACUAUUGUAGUUCCCAUGCUGAAUCCUGUGAUCUACAGCCUGAGAAAUAAGGAUGUCAAACUUGCUCUAAAGAAGUUGUAUGAAAAAAGUUUCUCAUAAAAUUUUUAUUUAAUUAACUUAUUUUCCUUCAUUUUACAUACAGACCACAGUUUCCCCUCCCUCCUCUCCUCCAGUUGCCUCUGCCUCCCCGACUCCCAUCUAUCCUCCUCCAUCUGCCACUCCUCUGUCUCCAUUCAAAGCACAUGUCUCCCAUGUGCUUGAAUAUAACAUGGGAUUUUUCUUUCUCAAACUGUGGAUUUUUUCCGUCUAUUUCUAGGAUAGCUUCUUGAUUCUUUUUUAAUUUAUUUGUAUUUAAAUUAGAAACAAGCUUGCUUCAAUGUAAAUUCCAGCUCCCUCUCCAUCCCCUCCUCCCCCGCUCC
Molecule: messenger RNA, 1676 nt
Organism: Cricetulus griseus (Chinese hamster)
Lineage: Eukaryota; Metazoa; Chordata; Mammalia; Rodentia; Cricetidae
Source: RefSeq, a predicted model, not a curated record